Molecule: messenger RNA, 1708 nt
Organism: Eutrema salsugineum
Lineage: Eukaryota; Viridiplantae; Streptophyta; Magnoliopsida; Brassicales; Brassicaceae
Product: protein trichome birefringence-like 5
Exons: 5
Coding region: 81-1562 (493 amino acids)
Cellular component (GO): Golgi apparatus
Molecular function (GO): O-acetyltransferase activity
Source: RefSeq, a predicted model, not a curated record
CAUUAUAUACUAAUUUAAUGAAAAUGGAGAGAAUUAGUGAUCGAUGAGUUCUGCGUAGCUCCUUCAAUGGUGGCGGCAGAAUGUCGACUUCUUCUUCUUCCGCUUCCUUCCCUCGCAGUACCAUCUUCUCCUACACUCUCGCAACUUCUCUCUUCAUCCUUUUCUUCCUUUGCAGCGUCUUCCUCUUCACCAGACGCACUCUCGAGCCUUCUCUCUCCCCUUACCACGCCGACAUCCCUCUCCCUGCAACCUCCUCCGAUCCACGCUCUCCCACGCUCCUCCUCCCUCAGAUUGAGCCUCCUCCUUCCAAAGAUCCCGAUGCUGAAACAAAUCCCAAGGAGGAAGGAGCCGAUUCGCGCGGCGACGAUGACGUCGCGGUAGGAACUGAGCUGAAAGCUGUGGAAGACCUCACCGCGAAACCUGAGCUGGAAGAAGGAGGAGUCUCGCGCGGCGAAGUGUCCGUAGAGGAAAAGGAGGAAAGCAAUGCGGAAUCUGUGGAACAGGCGGUGGUGGAGAAGAUUAGAGGCUGCGAUUUGUACAGGGGAUCUUGGGUUAAGGGUGAUGAGUAUCCAUUGUAUCAGCCUGGAUCGUGUCCUUAUGUGGACGAAGCCUUUGAUUGCCAGAGGAACGGGAGGCGCGAUUCCGACUAUCUCAAUUGGAGAUGGAAGCCUGACGGUUGUGACCUUCCACGGUUUAAUGCUACAGAUUUCUUAGUAAAGCUACGAGGUAAAAGUUUGAUGUUGGUUGGAGACUCAAUGAACCGCAACCAGUUUGAAUCAAUGCUUUGCGUUCUCCGAGAGGGUUUAUCUGAUAAGAGUCGAAUGUACGAGGUUCAUGGCCACAAUAUAACGAAGGGAAGAGGCUACUUUGUAUUCAAGUUUGAAGAUUACAAUUGCACAGUAGAGUUUGUGAGGUCACAUUUUCUUGUGAGGGAAGGAGUUAGAGCAAAUGCUCAAGGAAAUACUAAUCCAACCCUUUCGAUUGAUCGCAUUGACAAGACACAUGCUCGAUGGAAGCGAGCUAACAUUCUUGUCUUCAACACUGGACACUGGUGGGUUCACGGAAAGACUGCCAGAGGGAAAAACUACUACAAAGAAGGUGACUACAUCUACCCGAAGUUUGAUGCAACUGAAGCAUACAGAAGGGCGUUGAAGACUUGGGCAAAAUGGAUUGAUGAGAAUGUGAAUCCGAAAAAGCAGCUUGUAUUCUAUCGCGGAUACUCCUCUGCCCAUUUUCGGGGAGGCGAGUGGGACUCUGGAGGGUCAUGCAACGGGGAGGUGGAACCGGUAAAGAAAGGUUCAAUCCUCGAUUCUUAUCCUUUGAAAAUGAAGAUCGUAGAGGAAGCCAUAAAGGAGAUGCAAAUUCCUGUGAUACUUCUAAACGUGACAAAGCUGACUAAUUUCCGCAAAGAUGGACAUCCGUCAAUCUACGGUAAGACCAACACGGAUGGUAAAAAAGUGUCGACAAGGCGACAGGAUUGUAGCCACUGGUGUUUGCCGGGAGUUCCCGAUGUUUGGAACCAUCUUAUCUACACGUCUUUGCUCCUUCAAGCACAUUCCUAGUAGCAGAGCUCAUACAUCAACGAACUUAGAUAGGAAGAGAAGAGAAGAGAAGAGCAGAAGAAACAAAUGACCAAUUCCAGUUUUCGCUGAUAUAGUAGUGACGUCAUCUUGUAUACUUAAUAUUAUCGUACUUGGAGAUGAAAAGA